CAGUCCACCCUCCGCGCCCGCGCCGCCAGCAUGACCGACGCACUGCUGCCCGCAGCCCCCCAGGCGCUGGAGAAGGAAGGCGACGGCUACUUUCGGAAGGGCUGUAAUCCCCUCGCACAAACUGGCCGGAGCAAACUGCAGAAUCAAAGGGCUGCCUUGAACCAGCAGAUCCUGAAAGCCGUUCGGAUGAGAACUGGAGCGGAAAACCUUCUGAAAGCCGCCACGAACCACAAGGUGCGGGAGCAGGUGCGCCUGGAGCUGAGCUUUGUCAACUCAGAUCUGCAGAUGCUCAAGGAAGAGCUUGAGGGGCUUAACAUCUCAGUGGGAGUCUAUCAGAACUCAGAGCAGGCGUUUACAAUUCCCCUGAUUCCUCUUGGUCUGAAGGAAACAAAGGACGUUGACUUUUCAGUCGUUCUCAAGGAUUUUAUCCUGGAACACUACAGUGAAGAUAGCUAUUUACAUGAAGAUGAAAUCGCCGAUCUUAUGGAUCUGAGACAGGCUUGUCGGACGCCCAGCCGGGAUGAGGCUGGUGUUGAACUGCUGAUGAGUUACUUUAUCCAGCUGGGUUUUGUGGAGAGCAGAUUCUUCCCACCCACCAGACAGAUGGGGAUCUUGUUUACAUGGUACGACUCCCUCACUGGAGUUCCGGUCAGCCAGCAGAACUUGCUACUGGAGAAGGCCAGCGUUCUGUUUAACAUUGGAGCCCUCUAUACACAGAUUGGAACCCGGUGCAAUCGGCAGACACAGGCUGGGCUGGAGAGUGCCAUGGAUGCCUUUCAGAGAGCUGCAGGGGUUUUAAACUACCUGAAAGAGACCUUUACUCAUACUCCAAGUUACGACAUGAGCCCUGCCAUGCUCAGCGUGCUGGUCAAAAUGAUGCUCGCACAAGCCCAGGAAUGCAUGUUUGAGAAAAUCUGCCUUCCUGGGAUCCAGAAUGAGUUCUUCAUGCUGGUGAAGGUGGCUCAAGAAGCUGCCAAGGUGGGGGAGGUCUACCAGCAGCUGCAUGCAGCCAUGAGCCAGGCACCGGUGAAGGAGAACAUCCCCUACUCCUGGGCCAGCUUGGCCUGCGUGAAGGCCCACCACUAUGGGGCCCUGGCUCACUACUUUGCCGCCAUCCUCCUCAUCGACCAUCAGUUGAAGCCUGGCGCAGAUGAGGACCACCAGGAGAAGUGCCUGUCCCAGCUCUAUGACCAUAUGCCCGAGGGACUGACACCCUUGGCCACACUGAAAAAUGGACACCAGCGCAGACAGCUGGGGAAAUCGCAUCUGCGCAAAGCCAUUGUCCACCAUGAGGAGUCCGUGAGGGAGGCCAGCCUGGGCACGAAGCUCCGCAACAUUGAGGUGCUCCAGGAGGUGCUUUCCGUGGCGCAUCAGCGCUCUCGGCUCAAGUAUUCCCAGCACCAAGAGGACGAUGAUCUGCUGACCUUAAUCGAUGCUCCUGAUGUUGUUUCUAAAACUGAGCAAGAAGUUGGAAUUAUACCACUGCAGUUCUCCAAGGUGACAGUAACAGACUUCUUCCAGAAGCUGGGCCCCCUAUCUGUGUUUUCGGCUAACAAGAGAUGGACGCCGCCUCGAAGCAUUCAUUUCACUGCAGAAGAAGGGGAUUUGGGGUUCACCUUGAGAGGAAACUCUCCAGUUCAAGUUCACUUCCUGGAUCCUUAUUGCUCAGCUGCACUGGCAGGAGCCAAGGAAGGAGAUUAUAUUGUUUCUAUUCAAGACGUGGAUUGUAAGUGGCUGACAGUGAGUGAGGUUAUGAAACUGCUCAAGAGCUUUGGCAAGGACAACAUUGAGAUGAAGGUGGUGAGCCUCCUGGACUCCACAUCAUCCGUGCAUAAUAAGUGUGCCACAUACUCUGUGGGAAUGCAGAAGACCUACUCCAUGAUCUGUUUGGCCAUUGAUGAUGAUGAUAAAACUGGUAAAACCAAGAAAAUCUCUAAAAAGCUCUCCUUCUUGAGUUGGGGCACCAACAAGAACAGGCAGAAGUCCGCCAGCACCAUGUGCCUUCCAUCUGUUGGGGUUGCGAGGCCUAAUGUCAAGAAGAAACUCCCUUCUUUCAGCCUUCUCAACACCGACAGUUCUUUGUACUAAUGUGAGGAAACAACAUUUAGGCCCAGAACGUUUCUGAGUGCUGACGUGGCCUUAAUAUUUGUGCCAGAAUGGAAAAUUUUCUGUCUUAAAUCUUGUUUACUUAGUCUGAACUUGCUAUUGGUAUUUCUUUCUGAAGGGAAGUAACUAGAAACCUCUAGAAAUUUGAGGAUGACAAACUGAUUCAAGUGUCAAUAUGUUGCUGUAUGAGGAGCCCCGGUGGCACAGUGGUUAAAGUGCUCGGCUGCCAACCGAAAGGUUGGUGGUUUGAACCCACCAGCUGCUCCAUGGGAGAAAGAUGUGGCAGUCUGCUUCCAUAAAGAUUACAGCCUUGGAAGCCCUAUGAGGCAAUUCUACUCUUUUCUAUAGGGUCACUAUGAGUCAGAAUUGACUCAACGGCAAUAGGUUUGGUUUUUUGAUAUUGCUGCAAGUUAUUUAUUCUAUAAAGUAUUGUAAAUAGAAUAGUGUCGAAAAUAUGCCUGUUUACUGAUUACGAUUAUGAUUUUUAGUCACCUCCAGGGUUAAUUUUGGAUUACCUACAUUAGUCCUAUGUGUAAGCUUCCAGGCUUGGGUAAGAGAUCUUUAACAUAGAAUUCAGACAACCCCUGAAUUCAGGCAGGCCAAGGGACUACAGUCAGAGUCUUAAAUUAGUGUUACUAAAAACUGUUCCACAGAGCUGCUUCCUCAUUAAUCUACUAUGACAAAACUUUACUAUUAUUUCCACACAAUAUGAAUGCUACUUCCAGGUAAAGUCUAGUGCCAAAUUCGUCAUGACUUAGUCAAUGAAAACACCUUAGGAGCAGCUUUUAUUCUAGUUUCAUGUCAUUUAAAAACUGCUAACACAGUGGCAGUGUUAGAUGAAGGUGCUGUCUACAAGGUAGAUAAUAUUCUGUUUGAUACUCAAAACAUUUUUCAUUUUGUUUAAAGUAGAGCGUACAUAACCGUAUUAUUUUAAGAGUCUUGAGUUAAAAACUAGCUUCACAUUUUUUCAGAUACAGAUGUAAAUGACUCAAGUUCAGAGCUCUUUGACUUUUAAAAACAACAUUCUGCCAAUUGAUUUCUCUCGCUCUAAGUUGGAUGAUGCUGUGAUUCUACUAAGACUCACUGUUGACAUGGUACACGUAUAUAGCUAAAAAACAUAGCAUUGAAAUCUAAUUUUUGUAAAUUAAUAAGAAUUUAAGUAUUUUCUAUUGUGCAAUAUUGAAAGACAAGCAACCACCUUUAGGAAAGUUCAUUCACUGCGCCUAGGGCCAUGUCUGUAUAAAUAUUUAAAUAAACGCAUUUAUGCCAAAUUAAUGUUUUUUUCUUUAAAUAAUAGUUUAUUGUGUUUUCAGUGAAAGCUGAUACAACAGAUUAGGUUCCCGUUGAACAAUUUCUACUCAAAUUGUUCAGUGACAUUGGUUACAUUCUUUACAAUGUGUGAACAUCGUUCCUGUUAUGGUUGUUCUGCUUCUAGUGAUCUAGUUUCCCUGCCCUCUGACGUAGUCUCAUCUUUGUUUUUAAAGUAACUCUUGACUGUUCGGUCUCAUUUAAGAUUUUUUAAAGAAAGCACGGUACUCAUGGGUGAUAUUCUUUAUUUUGUGGCCAGUCUGUUAUUUAGCUGAAAGGUGACCUCAGGAGAUAGUUUCGGUUCAGGGUUUAAAGUAUCUCACGGCAAUAGUCUUGGGGAGUCCUCCGGUCUCAACUGGUCCAGUAAGUUUGAAUUUUUUUAAGAAUUUGAGGUUCUGUUCUACAUUUUUCUCCCAUCCUAUCAGGGUCCACCUAUCAAGAACAGCUGGUAGUGGUAGUCAGGCACCAUCUGGUUUUUCUGGUCUCAAGGUAGAUGAGGCCGUGGUUUGUGUAGACUAUUAGUCCUGUAGACUAGUUACUUCUCCAAAUUUUUGGUUUCCUUCUGUCUCUUUUGCCCCGGAUGAGUAGAGACCAAUAGUUUUAUCUUAGAUGGCUGCAAGCUUUUAAGAUCUAGACACUACUCACCAAACUAGGAUGUAGAAUAUAACUUUCUGAACUAUAUUAUGCCAAUUGGCUGAGACAUCUCACGAGACUAUGGUCCUAAUCCUUCAAACCCUGGAAUCCAAUCCUGCAAGCCAUCUGGUUAUAUCUAAGAAGUAUCCAUAGCUUUCCCUCUGUUGUACAUAAGAUUGUUGAGUCGGAACUGACUCAAUGGCACCUAACAACAACAUACACAUAUAUGCCUACGUAUAUACCUGCAAAUAGGUACUUUGGUUGUUUUUGCUGUUUCAAAAUUAUAUAUGCUAUAGCAAUCACCAACAGGCCCUUCUUUCUUGCGUACGUUUUAGUGACAUCAUUUAAAAGCUCACAAGCUUUUAAGACCCUAGACACUACUACCAAACUAGGAUGUAGAACAUAAGCUUUAUGAACUAUAUAAUGCCAACUGACUGAGUUGUCCCACGAGACUAUCAUCCUAAGCUUUCAAACCCAGAAAACCAAUCCUGUGAGGUGUUUGGUUAUGUCUAAGAAGUAUCUGUGUGUCCCCUAUGUGGUCUAUUAUAUAUGUGAAUAUAUAUAUACACAUACGCACAUAUGCACACACCUAUAUACACACAUAUUCAUACCUAUACACAUAUGUAUAUAUAAUACCCGCAUAUUUUUGGUUGUUGGAGAAUUAUAUAUAUGCCAUAGCAAUUACCAAAAAAGGUCCUUUUUUCUUGUGUAUAUCUGAGUGACAUUGUUUACCCUGCUCUCAAUGUACACACUUCAUCCACAUUUGCUGUUACAUUUCCCAUCACCAAAAAUAACAAGUGUCUGCUGUCUAGGGAACAAAUCUUCCUCUUCCCACCACCUGUCCCUGGUAACCACCAAAGAAUGUUGGUCUCUAUGUAUACCUGUUCUUAUAAAAGUAAGAUCAUACAACAUUUGUGCUUUUCUGAUUGACUUUUUUACUCAGCAUAAUGUCCUCCAGAUUCAUCCACGUUGUUUCAAGGAUUCACCAUUCUUUAUGGCUGCAUAGUAUUCCAUUGUGUGUAUGUACCACAUUUUCUCUAUCCAUUUAUCCAUUGAUGGGCCCUUCAGUUGUUUACAUCUUUUUACCAAGUUCAUGUUUUUUACUUUUAUUUCAUUUUAAUUCCUUCCUCUUUCAAAUGAUUUCUAGCCUAAUGCUCAAAAUAUUUCUAUUGUUUGAGUUUUUAAAAAUGACUAGCAUUUCACAAAGCGGAACUUAGAGCUUUCAAGUUAUCUUAGUACCUUUUAAAACAUGACAUCUUUAAUCGUACUUAUUCUUUGGCCAUUUUACCUUUCAGUCCCCAGCCCCCAGUUCCCCUCACUGGAUGCAGCUGCUCUGGCUAUUUUGUGUGUACCCAGCCUUUGUAGGGUCGUACGUGUAGAAACACGUUCUUUUCCUCUCUCAUGCAUUAGUUUCUUACCUUUAAAUGGGAAUUUCAGACAGCAGGCUUUCUUAAAGCACUGGGUUCAGAAGACCUGCCUAGUGGCUAUAAACAAACUACAGCUACCAAAAAAGAAAGAAAAGGCAGUACAAUUGUUUAUUUACAUUGGCAGCCUCAAAGCACAGGUAUAUUUAGACCAGACCUGAACAACAGCAGCACUGACACCAGGGACAAGGGGCUUAUAGUACUCAAUUGUAGGUUUGUUUUCUUUAGAUGGUCACAUCCAACACCUGAGGCUUUAGAAGACCUUCCAUGGUAGAUGUAGGUUAAGGUCACACAUUAAAAUCUGCCCAGGCUGGUUUUCUGCAGAGUAUACCAAAAAAAAAAAAAACCCCACGGCCGUUGAGUCAAUUUCAA
This is a messenger RNA of Loxodonta africana (African savanna elephant), 5843 nucleotides long. It is a transcript of the gene RHPN2, whose product is annotated as rhophilin Rho GTPase binding protein 2. Gene Ontology annotation, molecular function: protein binding. The record is from RefSeq and is a predicted model, not a curated record. The transcript has 15 exons. Gene Ontology annotation, biological process: negative regulation of stress fiber assembly; signal transduction. Lineage: Eukaryota; Metazoa; Chordata; Mammalia; Proboscidea; Elephantidae. The coding region runs from base 31 to 2088 and encodes 685 amino acids.